AUGGUUAAUAAAAAAGGUUAUAACAAUCUAACCUGGCGGCUGCUGCUCUGGCUUCUGCUCCCCGCAAUCUGGGAGGCAGGGAGCGGCCAGCUCCACUACUCGGUCCCCGAGGAGGCCAAACACGGCACCUUCGUGGGCCGCAUCGCGCAGGACCUGGGGCUGGAGCUGACAGAGCUGGUGCCGCGCCUGUUCCGGGUGGCGUCCAAGGGCGGCGGGGACCUUCUGGAGGUAAAUCUGCAGAAUGGCAUUUUGUUUGUGAAUGGUCGGAUCGACCGGGAGGAGCUGUGCGGGCGCAGCGCGGAGUGCAGCCUGCACCUGGAGGUGAUCGUGGACAGGCCGCUGCAGGUGUUCCACGUGGAGGUGGAGGUGAAGGACAUUAACGACAACCCUCCAAUGUUCUCUGUAACAGAACAAAAAAUCUUGAUACCAGAAACUAGACUGCUUGACUCUCGAUUUCCACUAGAAGGAGCUUCAGAUGCAGAUGUUGGAGAGAAUGCAAUGCUUACUUACAAACUCAGUUCAAACGAAUUUUUCAUUCUUGAGACUAUGAACAAAAAAGACAAAGGCAAAUUCCCAGUGCUUGUUCUGAGAAAAUUAUUAGAUCGCGAAGAAAAUCCUCAGCUUAAAUUGUUGCUGAUUGCAACUGAUGGAGGGAAACCUGAAUUUACUGCAUCUGUUUCCUUAUUGAUCCUGGUGUUGGAUGCCAAUGAUAAUGCUCCCGUAUUUGACAGAUCUGUAUAUGAAGUGAAGAUGUAUGAAAAUCAAGCGAACCAAACGUUACUAAUAUGGUUAAAUGCUUCUGAUUCAGAUGAAGGAAUAAACAAGGAACUGGUCUAUUCAUUUAGCUCUUUAGUCCCAGAUCUUGUACGAAGGAAAUUUCUGAUAAAUGAAAGGACAGGAGAAAUAAGGAUAAAUGAUGCUAUUGACUUUGAAGACAGCAACAAUUAUGAAAUUCAAGUAGAUGUUACAGAUAAAGGAAAUCCACCUAUGGCUGGUCACUGUACUGUCCUAGUUGAAAUCUUAGAUGAAAAUGACAAUUCACCAGAGAUAGUUAUCACCUCUUUGGCGCUCCCGGUAAAAGAAGAUGCCCAGUUGGGCACUGUUAUCGCACUGGUUAGGGUGUCUGACAAGGAUUAUGGAGAAAAUGGGCAGGUGACCUGCUCCCUGACUCCUGCCACACCCUUCAAGCUGGUGUCCACCUUCAAAAAUUACUAUUCAUUGGUGCUGGACAGCGCUCUGGACCGAGAGACCAUCUCUGACUAUAAGGUGGUGGUGACCGCGCGUGACGGGGGCUCGCCUCCGCUGUGGGCCACCGCCAGCAUGUCGGUGGAGGUGGCCGACGUGAACGACAACGCGCCCGUGUUCGCACAGGCCGAGUACACGGUGUUCGUGAAGGAGAACAACGCGCCCGGCUCGCACAUCUUCACGGUGUGGGCGCGCGACGCGGACGCGCAGGAGAACGCGCGCGUGUCGUACUCGCUGGUGGAGCGGCGGGUGGGCGAGCGCGCGCUGUCGAGCUACGUGUCGGUGCACGCGGAGAGCGGCAAGGUGUACGCGCUGCAGCCGCUGGACCACGAGGAGCUGGAGCUGCUGCAGUUCCAGGUGAGCGCGCGCGACGCUGGCGUGCCCGCCCUGGGCAGCAACGUGACUCUGCAGGUGUUCGUGCUGGACGAGAACGACAAUGCGCCUGCGCUGCUGGGGCCUCCCGGCGGCGGCGGCGGCGGCGGCGGCGGCGGCGGCGGCGCGCGCAGCGAAGUGCUGUGGCGCUCGGUGGGCGCUGGCCACGUGGUGACCAAGGUGCGCGCGGUGGACGCGGACUCUGGCUACAACGCGUGGCUGUCGUACGAGCUGCAGCCGGCGGCGGCCGGUGCGCGCAGCCCGUUCCGCGUGGGGCUGUACACGGGCGAGAUCAGCACCACGCGCGCGCUGGACGAGGCGGACGCCGCGAGGCAGCGCCUGUUGGUGCUGGUGAAGGACCAUGGCGAGCCGGCGCUGACGGCCACCGCCACGGUGCUGGUGUCUCUGGUGGACAGCGGCCAAUCGCCCAAGCUGUCUUUGCGUGCAUCGGAGGGCGCCGUGGCUUCGGAGGCGACGCUGGUGGACGUGAACGUGUACCUGAUCAUCGCCAUCUGCGCGGUGUGCAGCCUGCUGGUGCUGACGCUGGUGCUGUACGUGGCGCUGCGGUGCUCUGGGGCGGCUGUGGGGCGGAGCGAGGGCGCGUGCGCGCCUGGGAAGCCUGUGCUGGUGUGCUCCAGCGCGGUGGGGAGCUGGUCCUACUCUCAGCAGAGGAGGCAGAGGGUGUGCUCUGGGGAGGGCCCGCCCAAGACCGACCUCAUGGCCUUCAGCCCCAGCUUUACCCCAGGUCCAGUGGCGAACAUGGGAAUGGAAGAUCAGUCAGUUGGAGGGGACGAAUCUGGGAAGGUGGGUUUUCACACUUUUACAUAUUGCUUUUAA
Dipodomys spectabilis (banner-tailed kangaroo rat) is the source of this 2454-nucleotide messenger RNA. RefSeq names its product protocadherin alpha-10-like. The transcript has 2 exons. Bases 1 to 2454 code for a protein of 817 amino acids. The record is from RefSeq and is a predicted model, not a curated record. Gene Ontology annotation, biological process: homophilic cell-cell adhesion. NCBI's taxonomy places the organism in Eukaryota, Metazoa, Chordata, Mammalia, Rodentia, Heteromyidae. Gene Ontology annotation, cellular component: plasma membrane. Gene Ontology annotation, molecular function: calcium ion binding.